Molecule: messenger RNA, 933 nt
Organism: Xylaria bambusicola
Lineage: Eukaryota; Fungi; Ascomycota; Sordariomycetes; Xylariales; Xylariaceae
Product: Alpha/Beta hydrolase protein
Exons: 2
Coding region: 1-933 (310 amino acids)
Biological process (GO): proteolysis
Molecular function (GO): peptidase activity
Source: RefSeq, a predicted model, not a curated record
AUGGAUGACAACACGAUCACAGGCGAGGUUGCCUUUGACGCACCCGGCGCCGGCAAGCCAUGCAAGACUUGGUAUAAGGUCCUUGGCAACAUCGGCGCCUCACAGACCCCGCUGGUCGCGCUCCACGGAGGCCCGGGCGCCGGACAUGAUUACCUAGCCGCUCUAUGUGACCUGCACGAGAAGCACGGCAUACCCAUCGUCUUUUACGAUCAAAUCGGAUGCGGCCGCUCAACCCAUCUGAGAGAAAAGAUGGGCGACACUUCGUUUUGGACAUUCGACCUCUUCGUCCGGGAGCUUGACAAUCUCAUCAACCACCUGCAUCUCAGAGGAGGCUUCUAUCUCUACGGCUCCAGCUGGGGGGGCAUGCUGGCGAGCUACUAUGCCAGCACGUCUCCCCCAGGUCUGAAGAAACUCAUCCUACUUAGCGCUCCGGCGAGUGUCCCACUCUAUGUCGAGGGCUGCAAGGGACUGCUGGCGGGGCUACCCGAAGACGUCCGCCGUACCUUGGAGGAAUGCGAUCGCAAAGGCGACCAUGAGAGCGACGAGUUCAAGACUGCUGCGCAGAUAUUCAUGAAGAAGCACGUCUGCCGAGUCGAUCCCAUGCCUGAGGCCGUCCAGCGAUCCUUGGACAACCUCAAGGAUGACCCGACGGCGUAUCUGACCAUGCAGGGCCCUUCUGAGUUCAUCAUAAUCGGGAAAGCUUUCAAGGACUGGGAGGGCUUUAGAUUCGGCCACAAGAUUGCCGUCCCCACGCUGCUCAUCAAUGGGCAGUACGAUGAGGUGCAGGAUACGAGCUUCGAGCCUUGGUUCCACACAAUUCCCAAAGUAAGAUGGGUGACUUUAGAGGGCGCUAGUCAUAUGUCUCCUUGGGAGGCACACGACAAGUUCACCCAAAUUGCUGGGUCAUUUUUGACAUCUAACAUAGCUGUUUGA